GAGUGGAGACCAGGAAGACGCCUGCAGAGCGGGCAGCGGGUGCGGUAGCUGCUGGUUGAGUGGGUGGUGCUGCCCUGGUAUCCCUAAUUUCCUAGUCUACCCCUGACCUCUAAGACGGGAGGCAGGAAGUGGUCAGGCCGGGGCUGUGCAGGUGCUCAGUGCCUGCUGCGGCUCAAGGGAGAUUCUUAGUGCGGCCUGUUGGGUACAGUCAGGGAGGCGUCCACACUCCUGACAGAAUAAAAUGGCGGCAAUGGCGCCUGGAGGUGGUGGCGGUGGUGGCGGCGGCGUGAAUCCAUUCCUCAGCGACUCGGAUGAGGAGGACGACGAGGUAGCAGCGACUGAGGAGCGGCGGGCAGGACUUCGGCUUGGUGCCGGUAGUUGUCUAGAUCCGGGCUCUGCAGGCUCACUAUCGCCGCAGGAUCCCGUGGCCUUGGGGAGCUGUGCUCGACCUGGGCUCUCUGGGGAGGCGUCCGCGACUGCGAUGGCCCUGGGGGUUACAGGGGAGACCCCCGCCCGCUUGUCAAUUGAUGCAAUCGCGGCUCAGCUCUUGCGCGAUCAGUAUUUGCUGACUGCCUUGGAGCUGCACACAGAGCUAUUAGAGAGCGGCCGCGAGCUUCCUCGACUGCGCGACUACUUCUCUAAUCCUGGCAACUUCGAGAGGCAGAGUGGAACCCCGCCGGGGAUGGGGGCGCCUGGGAUCCUCGGAGCAGCCGGUUUUGGAGGCGGUGGAGGUCGUGAACCCAGUACAACGUCGGGCGGGGGACAGCUCAAUAGAGCUGGAAGCAUCAGUACUCUUGAUUCUUUAGACUUUGCAAGAUAUUCUGAUGACGGUAACAGGGAAACAGAUGAGAAAGUGGCAGUCCUGGAGUUUGAACUACGGAAAGCCAAGGAGACCAUUCAGGCCCUCCGAGCCAACCUGACAAAGGCUGCAGAACAUGAAGUUCCUUUACAGGAGCGAAAAAAUUACAAAUCAAGUCCUGAAAUUCAGGAGCCAAUCAAACCUCUUGAAAAGAGAGCUCUAAACUUCUUAGUCAAUGAAUUUUUAUUGAAGAAUAACUACAAACUUACAUCAAUAACCUUUUCAGAUGAAAAUGAUGAUCAGGAUUUUGAAUUAUGGGAUGAUGUAGGAUUAAACAUUCCAAAACCCCCAGACUUACUACAACUUUACCGAGAUUUUGGAAAUCAUCCAGUGACUGGGAAAGAUCUUGUGGAUGUGGCCAGUGGAGUAGAAGAAGAUGAGUUAGAGGCUCUUACACCAAUUUUAGGCAACCUUCCUCCAACCCUCGAAACUCCUCAGCCUUUAGAGAACUCCUUGAUAGUACAAAAAUUAGAAGAUAAGAUUAGUUUAUUAAAUAGUGAGAAAUGGUCGUUGAUGGAGCAAAUCAGAAGACUUGAAAGUGAAAUGGACUUCCUCAAAAAUGAACACUUUGCCAUCCCAGCAGUUUGUGACUCUGUUCAACAUUCCCUGGAUCAGCCUCCCCAUAAAGACUCUGAGGACAGUGGACAGAGUCCAGUUGUAAAUAGUUCAGACAAGGAGAAAAAUGAAGACAUUCAUCUUUCAGUAUCACAGGAGGUUGAUUCUCCUAUUCCUAAAAAGAAGUCAGAUUCUCUUCCCAGGAGAGAAAAAGAAGGAAUGCCAUCUUCUUCUCCAUCAAGUAAAAACACAGUUCAUUUUGAUAAACCUAAUAGGAAAUUGUCUCCUGCUUUCCAUCAAGCACUACUCUCUUUUUGUCGAAUGUCAGCAGACAGUCGUUUAGGAUCAGAGGUAUCUCGAAUUGCAGACAGUGAAAAAAGUGUUAUGUUAAUGCUGGGACGCUGCCUGCCACACAUUGUUCCUAAUGUGUUAUUAGCAAAGAGAGAGAGAAUGGUUUUACAUCUCUGUCAGGAGUUGAUUCCCCUCAUAUUGUGUACAGCAUGCCUACAUCCUGAGCCUAAAGAGAGAGAUCAGCUUCUCCACAUACUUUUCAAUUUGAUCAAGAGGCCAGAUGAUGAGCAAAGGCAAAUGAUACUGACAGGUUGUGUGGCAUUUGCACGUCAUGUUGGACCCACACGUGUGGAAGCUGAACUUUUACCACAAUGUUGGGAACAGAUUAAUCACAAAUACCCAGAAAGACGACUACUUGUGGCAGAAUCCUGUGGAGCAUUGGCACCUUACCUUCCUAAAGAAAUCCGUAGUUCCUUGGUUCUCUCCAUGUUGCAGCAGAUGUUAAUGGAAGAUAAGGCAGAUUUGGUAAGAGAAGCUGUCAUCAAAAGCCUUGGAAUCAUUAUGGGAUACAUUGACGAUCCAGACAAGUAUCAACAGGGUUUUGAAUUGUUGCAGUCAGCCUUGGGUGAUAAUUCAGAAAGAGUAGUUAGUGCCACACAUCAAGUAUUUUUACCAGCUUAUGCUGCUUGGACCACAGAACUUGGAAAUUUACAGUCUCAUCUUAUACCUACACUACUGAACAAGAUUGAGAAGCUUCUCAGGGAAGGAGAACACGGUCUGGAUGAACAUAAGCUCCACAUGUAUCUUUCUGCCUUGCAGUCCUUGAUUCCAUCUCUUUUCGCAUUAGUACUACAGAAUGCACCUUUCUCCAGCAAAGCCAAACUUCAUGGUGAAGUGCCACAGAUAGAAGGUAUUCAACUCAAUCCUGGAAGGAAAAUUAUUAGCAUGACUAGGUUCCCUCGGCCUAUGUCACCUCUUCAAGAUGUGUCCACUAUUAUUGGAAGCCGUGAGCAAUUGGCAGUGCUACUACAACUUUAUGAUUACCAGCUGGAGCACGAGGGUACAACAGGCUGGGAGAGUUUGCUUUGGGUUGUGAACCAGUUGUUGCCACAACUUAUAGAAAUAGUUGGCAGAAUUAAUGUUACUUCAACUGCCUGUGUCCAUGAAUUCUCCAGAUUUUUCUGGCGCCUUUGCCGGACAUUUGGCAAAAUUUUUACAAACACUAAGGUAAAACCUCAGUUCCAAGAGAUUUUAAGACUAUCUGAAGAAAACAUAGAUUCCUCAGCAGGAAAUGGGGUCCUCACUAAAGCUACAGUCCCCAUUUAUGCAACAGGAGUCCUCACAUGUUAUAUUCAGGAAGAAGACCGAAAACUGUUAGUUGGAUUUUUAGAAGAUGUAAUGACUCUGCUUUCAUUGUCUCAUGCUCCUCUUGACAGCCUGAAGGCUUCCUUUGUGGAACUGGGUGCAAAUCCAGCCUACCAUGAGUUACUGUUAACUGUUUUGUGGUAUGGUGUUGUCCAUACUUCAGCACUUGUGAGAUGUACUGCUGCUAGAAUGUUUGAGCUGACUCUUCGAGGCAUGAGUGAAGCGUUAGUUGACAAGCGGGUUGCUCCGGCCCUUGUUACCUUGUCCAGUGAUCCUGAAUUCUCUGUCAGAAUUGCCACAAUUCCAGCCUUUGGCACUAUUAUGGAAACGGUUAUUCAGAGAGAGUUGCUGGAAAGAGUGAAAAUGCAGUUGGCUUCUUUCCUGGAAGAUCCUCAGUAUCAAGACCAGCAUUCUUUGCACACAGAGAUAAUAAAAACAUUUGGUAGAGUUGGACCUAAUGCAGAACCCAGGUUCCGAGAUGAGUUUGUUAUACCACAUUUGCACAAGUUAGCUUUGGUGAACAACUUACAAAUUGUAGAUUCUAAAAGACUGGAUAUUGCUACCCAUCUUUUUGAAGCCUAUAGUGCACUCUCCUGUUGUUUCAUUUCAGAAGAUUUAAUGGUAAAUCACUUUUUACCUGGCCUCAGAUGUUUACGGACUGACAUGGAACAUCUCUCUCCAGGGCAUGAGGUUAUUUUAAGUUCCAUGAUAAAAGAAUGUGAACAAAAAGUAGAAAACAAGACUGUCCAAGAGCCUCAAGGCUCGAUGUCAAUUGCUGCAAGCUUAGUGAGUGAAGAUACAAAGACUAAGUUUUUGAACAAAAUGGGCCAGUUGACAACAUCAGGUGCCAUGCUGGCCAAUGUAUUUCAAAGAAAGAAGUAGAAGCAGGAAGGAAGCUCCCAGGAAACACUAAGAUGGACCUCAGCAGACUGGUUCCUUGUACUUGAAGUACUUGCCUUUUUUUAUUUUCUCAGUUUUUUGUUCUUCUAUUAUAAUGUUAUCCUAACCUCCAAAGAUAUUUGCACUGCUUUUGAUUAUUGCUGUGUAUCUGUUGAUUUUGGAAUUAUAACAACUGUGGUAAUAGAAAAUUGAUUUGAUGGCCUGUACCAAGUCCCUCUUCUGUGUUAUCUUUGAGAAUAAUUUUUUACAU
Fukomys damarensis (Damara mole-rat) is the source of this 4220-nucleotide messenger RNA. It is a transcript of the gene Relch, whose product is annotated as RAB11 binding and LisH domain, coiled-coil and HEAT repeat containing. Bases 242 to 3952 code for a protein of 1236 amino acids. NCBI's taxonomy places the organism in Eukaryota, Metazoa, Chordata, Mammalia, Rodentia, Bathyergidae. Gene Ontology annotation, molecular function: protein binding. The transcript is spliced from 30 exons. Gene Ontology annotation, cellular component: recycling endosome; trans-Golgi network. The record is from RefSeq and is a predicted model, not a curated record. Gene Ontology annotation, biological process: intracellular cholesterol transport.